Aspergillus heteromorphus CBS 117.55 is the source of this 1656-nucleotide messenger RNA. Its product is annotated as RNA-binding protein with serine-rich domain 1. Bases 243 to 1199 code for a protein of 318 amino acids. Gene Ontology annotation, molecular function: RNA binding. Gene Ontology annotation, biological process: mRNA splicing, via spliceosome. The record is from RefSeq and is a predicted model, not a curated record. Gene Ontology annotation, cellular component: nucleoplasm; cytoplasm; ASAP complex. Lineage: Eukaryota; Fungi; Ascomycota; Eurotiomycetes; Eurotiales; Aspergillaceae. The transcript has 3 exons.
AUCACUUCCACCUCCCCUCAUCCUCCUUGACUUAUUCCAUUCCAAUUAAUAGGCUACUUAUAUACAAACAUUGACAUCCUUGAUCUUGGUCAUCCGACAAUCUUGUUGAAUACGAUUUUUCUACCAUUCUUUAUCAGAUCAACAGACUUUUGUUUCUAAUGAUAAAGUACUUUCCUUCUAACAGUCACAGAUAGUUGGCCUAGGUGAUCUCUAAAACGCUUCUACGAAUACCUGAUCGCAUCAUGUCCGAGAGGCCUUUCCGUGGGCGCUCUCGAAUUCGUUCGCCACUGUUGGAAAUCGAACCAAGCACCCUGUUAAGACGCUCCGUAUCCCCUCGCUCGGGUUCAAGACUCAAUAGUACCUCACGAAGUCGGUCUUUUGAGCGUGAUUCUACCCGUCAUAGUGCGUGCCACUCUAGGAGCCAGUCUCACACUGAGUCCCGACCUCAGGUGCCAUCUCGCAGUCGGAGCCGAAGUGAAACUUCUGGACGGUACAGAAAAAGAGAGAACAGCCGCACCCCAAGCCCGUCGACCAACCACCCAAGAAGCUCAAAGGUAAUUAUUGAAAAGUUGACCAAAAACGUCAACGAAUCACACCUUCGCGAAGUGUUUGGCGGUUUUGGGGAUAUAAAAAGCCUUGACAUCCCCAUGAAUAAAGCUUUCAUGACAAAUAGAGGCUGUGCAUAUAUACUCUACCACGACCCCGCAGAUGCAGAAGCGGCUAUUGCGCACAUGCACGAAGCCCAAUUCGACGGUGCCAUUCUAAAUGUGUCUAUUGUCCUUCCAAGGCGAGCAUUUUCGCGAUCACCCCCGCCAUCCCAAAAUGGUAGAGGAAGCUUCAGUCGUCAAGAUCAUGGUCGCGGACCCCCAUCGGACGGCUUUACUUCCCGCGCCUCUCCAUUUCCACACAGAUCGACGACAUCUAUAGGAAGGUUCCGCCGUUCCCGACAUAUAGAAAAACCUGACAUCUAUCGGCCACUUUCCUUGUCCCAUUCAAGAUCCCCACGUCCUUCUCGAUCACUCUCCUCCAAAUCAUUGUCCAUAUCACCACCAAGACGGAAGGCACAAUCGCGCACGAAUAGUUUUCAUCACCGUCGACGCCGCAGUCCAAGCUACAGUAGCUAUGGCUAUAGCAGUCGAAGUGGGAGAAGCCGGAGUUUAAGCCCAGGUAGAGAUCGCCAUCGUCAUGAAUCUCGUUAAGACCGCGCUACUUAUCACUGCAUGAAAAAAGGUGGUUUUGGUCAUAGGCCAAAAAGGUAACAUCACCUUAGUAUCUUUCAUGCGUCGAACAUCCCGAGGCUAAAAUAGGUAACGAUAAAUUCGAAAUACCAAACCCGGGCGCAGGCGUUGAAGAUACGGAGUAGCUCGGACCGAAGAUAAGGCAUGUAAUAAAUAAUACAUCGUUCUCAUGAUUAGUUGACAAACUCUCAUUCCCGGGCGGCAAUCCAAAUUAGGUGAGAAUCAUUCAGAUGAAUGGCAUGCAAAAAGGGGAUACAUCAACUUAGAAAAAAGCGCACCACCCGAUGUACAUAGCGGCUAGGUUUUUUUUAUCGCUUGCUCGUACAAUCAAUUCGUCUACAUGACCGUCCACUGAAAGGGGAACAGAUUCGCUGGGCAGAAGACCGCGAAGUUUGUUCCGGACAUUCUCUAAAACGCC